GUCGUGAUAGCUUCAUAAUUACUAGAAUAGUCUAAAAGCUGAAAAGUUUGAAGGAAGACACUGGAAACUGGACUGAAUGAUCUGAACUGCCAAGCCACAUGCCGAUACUGACGCCUCCAAUUGGCGAAAAGCUAAUCUCGACCACCAAAACAUUCAACGGAUUAUCUUGGACAUCGCAACAGCAAGAUGGCACCUUGAACAUAAUAUCAUAUGCCUGAAGCAAGAGAACAAUUACUACCUGGAGAUCCGAUAGACAGAAACAGAAGACCCCGUGGCUUCUGUGGCAUCAAUCUUCUCAUGUGAGAGCAUGCUUUCAUUUCCCGUCCGAAGGCUCAUCAGACUCCUUAGUCCCGUCCUUUUCGUAGCUACGGUUUGCGUUGCAUUCUUCGUCAUUAUGGGUGAAGCACCAAAGCCAGAGGAGGAGUACCUCAAAUUCACAACGGUUACGGGAUAUUUCCAGCAAGAUGAUCCAGCUACGAAUCCCAAAGCAUUUGAUUAUGCUACAACCAACUUUGGUCUGAUAAAUCGUGCAUAUGACACAGAUGCAAAUUUCGAUCCAGAAGGAACCAAAACUCAAUGGCAAAAGUUCGACCAUCAUGUCACUCAGAUAAACCAUGAGAGCGACUCAAAUACUCAAUACAAAGUCUUGUACAUGGGACGCCAUGGGCAAGGCUAUCACAACGCUGCAGAAUCUUAUUAUGGCACCGAAGCGUGGGAUUGUUACUGGUCCCUACAAGACGGCAACGAAACAAGUACAUGGGCCGACGCACUCCUCACAGACAUCGGAAUCGCAGAAGCAAAAAAGGCCAAUAAGUUCUGGCAAUCUUUGAUCUCAGACCAAAAGAUAUCAACCCCUCAAUCAUAUUACACAAGUCCACUACUUCGCUGCAUGCAAACAGCCGAGCACACCUUCACUGGGCUCACUCUCCCAGCUGAUCGGCCCUUCAUUCCAAUGAUCAAGGAACUCGUUCGAGAGGUAAUCGGCGUCCAUACCUGCGAUAGACGAAGUACCAAGACAGUGAUACAUGGAAAAUAUCCCAAUUGGCCUUUCGAAGAAGGAUUCGCUGAAGAAGAUGAGCUUUGGAGCGCCACGCUGAGAGAAACUGCCGAAGCGCAAGAUCAGAGAACGAAAGUGGUUCUCGAUGAUAUAUUCUCGAAUGACGAGAAUACACAUAUCAGUAUCUCCAGUCAUUCAGGCGAGAUUUCGUCUAUUUUAAGAGUUCUUGGACAUCGAGCUUUUGCAUUGAGUACUGGACAAAUGAUUCCAGUGCUGGUGAAGAUUGAGAAAGUCAAAGGAACACUGCCCCCUGUGGUGAAGGCGCCGUGGGAUAAGCCGAAGACUUGUGAAAAGCCGCCUGCUAUGCUGUAGCUUGUUGGAUGAGACAUCAAUAGAGGUUAUCGACCAUUUCUGGACCGAGUCAUCUCGAUGCUUUGAUACAAGUGAUGCUCGAGCCCUGAAUCGUAGCUCCCGCAAGUGCACUGCAUGAUCUUGUUGUCCAAAAUCUAUGUCGUGUACUUUGUCCGACGUCGUUUUCCACACUAGAUAUGCAGAAGAUUCGGUACUUGUGCGGUUGUGAGACAUGAGAGACAGGCGAGGCUGGCACAUUUGCAUUUCACUCAAUGUCUGUGAUAUUAAUGGACUCUUUCCCUGUCUUUGGCUUGAGUGUCGUCAGCUGGG
Molecule: messenger RNA, 1678 nt
Organism: Mollisia scopiformis
Lineage: Eukaryota; Fungi; Ascomycota; Leotiomycetes; Helotiales; Mollisiaceae
Product: phosphoglycerate mutase family protein
Exons: 5
Coding region: 395-1369 (324 amino acids)
Cellular component (GO): cytoplasm
Molecular function (GO): phosphatase activity
Source: RefSeq, a predicted model, not a curated record